GCACAAUCAUGAAUGCUCUAAUGGGAGUUAAAUUAAUGGGAGGCGGAGUCUCUGGUUGCCAAUUGCGUGCAAUGUUACGUAUGGUUACAGCGAUGCCACAACGACAUCAGUUCUCUUCCUCCUCUGUUUCCCUCUCAUCCACGACUUCGAAUGACGACAAUGGUAAUCACAGCAUUGACAAUGAAACAACACGGAAGUCGAUUGGAAACAGCGAUACUAUUAGUUCUGCGGACAUAAAGAAAUCUGUUUUCAUUUCACAAUCGUAUGACAUUUUCACCAAUCUUGCAUUAGAAGAUUGGCUCUACCGUCACUUUGACUUUAGUCGCCAUCAUGUCCUGUUGUUGUGGGCAAAUGAUCCAUGUGUUGUUAUCGGACGUCACCAAAACCCAUUCACCGAAGCCAAUGUCUCCAAACUUGUGGACAAGGGAAUUACAUUGGCUAGACGUAAUAGUGGAGGUGGUGCCGUAUACCAUGAUAGGGGCAACUUGAAUUGUACCUUCUUCACUCCACGCGAACGUUACAACCGAAAAUACAAUUUGAAUAUUUUGACUCGUGCCCUUUUCCGUGAAUGGGCCAUAAAGGCAGAGAUAAACAAACGUGACGACAUUGUAAUCAAUGACAAAAAGAUAUCUGGUACGGCAGCUAAAUUAGGACAUCCCAAUGCUUAUCAUCACUGCACAUUGCUUGUGAGCGCAAACAAGUUACAUUUGGGCGAAUCGUUAGUAAAAGAGGAUGCAAAUUACAUUAGCAAGGCGACAGCUUCGGUCCGUUCCCCCAUUAAGAAUCUCGUAGAUGUCAAUCGCACGGUUAAUGUUCCUCAGCUAUUGUCUGCAGUGGGUUAUGAAUUUUUGCGCACUUCUGCUACUGAACUCGAAGACGGAGGCAGCACACAAACCAUGAAACAGCGUGGUUUCCAAUUGGUAAAUCCAACUGAGAAAUGGUUCCCCGGCAUCAAUGCUUUGCGUGAAGAGUUUAGCUCUUGGGAUUGGGUCCUAGGAAAAACUCCAAAAUUCAGUGUUGAAAAGGAACUGGCUUUGAAAGCCGAUAAUGAUAAGCAGCUGAAAAUGAAAUUAAUUGUCGAAGUCGACAAGGGAUUGAUGACUGACAUUGGAAUUGAAAUGCCUAGCGGAGAACGUGUUCCUGUUGUGUCCCAGUUGCAAAAUAAACCAUACAAUGAAAAAAAUUUGAAUGGAAUUAUUAGUGCCUUGAAAUUGGUGUCAACAGAUAAUGUUAAACAAGCCAUAAAUGGUUUGUGA
Messenger RNA from Musca vetustissima, 1256 nucleotides. RefSeq names its product lipoyltransferase 1, mitochondrial-like. Lineage: Eukaryota; Metazoa; Arthropoda; Insecta; Diptera; Muscidae. The transcript has 4 exons. The coding region runs from base 9 to 1256 and encodes 415 amino acids. Gene Ontology annotation, cellular component: cytoplasm; mitochondrion. The record is from RefSeq and is a predicted model, not a curated record. Gene Ontology annotation, molecular function: lipoyltransferase activity. Gene Ontology annotation, biological process: protein lipoylation.